AUGAAUGCUGAUGUUAUUGUUGUUGUUGCCGGCCAGGGCGCCGGAGCAGCAGGUUUCCCAGUCAAUGUACUGGAGAACUUUCUGAGCAACCAGCCUGAGCCAGUGCUUUUCCCCAGGCGGGCCCUGAAUCAGAUUUUCGCUGUGCUGCUCAUGCGAUCCGCCUAUGAAGCGGUCGAUACUCUGGACUUCAUUCCAAUGGAUAGGUUCCAAGCACAGUUCUGGAAGCUGCGGCAGGCAGAAUAUGAGCCAUACUUGACACAGAGACUUCCCCUGAAAGUUCGCCAGGGAGACCUGACAGAUCCCAGCUACUUUGACUUCAUCAGCUUUGCCCAGCUCGCCACCAUCUCCAGGGAGAUACCUCUUGGCCAGCAAGCUUUUGAGGAAUUUUGUGAGGACUGCGAGGGCCAGAAGAAGUUCAUCCAGAGGAGCGCAGAGCUGCAGAGCAAUGCAGAGCUGCCGGCCGCUUUUGAGCGCGCGACUGGAGACCAGAUCUAUAACGGCCUCCUUAGCGGCUUUCGUGGUGUGCACUUUGGCGCUCCACAGCCGUCGCCGACGCGGACACCGAUAGCUGAGCUGGCAGGGAACGCACAGCGUAUCCUGGACAUCUUUGCAGCCAACGGCUAUGCCAUUAAGGCCACGGUCUCCGACGUGGUUCCCUCCCGCAGCUGCGGCAGCGUGGAGUGGCACGGCGCCUGCCCCAGUGCCGGCAGCUUCCGUGUGCGGCUCGAAGGCCCCGCCACGCUCUGGGGGACGGCUGCUCUUGAGAACAGGCGGGCAAUCGCGAGCGCGUACGAUGCGAUGGCGGUUGAGGCGUACCUCCGGAGCAGCGGCUGCAGCGCGUCCUACUCCAUCCGCCACACAGACACGGCCAUCGAGGAGUUCUGGACCGUUGCAUGA
Coccomyxa subellipsoidea C-169 is the source of this 897-nucleotide messenger RNA. RefSeq lists its product as hypothetical. The record is from RefSeq and is a predicted model, not a curated record. NCBI's taxonomy places the organism in Eukaryota, Viridiplantae, Chlorophyta, Trebouxiophyceae, Coccomyxaceae. The transcript has 7 exons. The coding region runs from base 1 to 897 and encodes 298 amino acids.